Messenger RNA from Heterostelium album PN500, 453 nucleotides. It is a transcript of the gene rasS, whose product is annotated as Ras GTPase. NCBI's taxonomy places the organism in Eukaryota, Evosea, Eumycetozoa, Acytosteliales, Acytosteliaceae. Bases 1 to 453 code for a protein of 150 amino acids. Gene Ontology annotation, cellular component: plasma membrane. The record is from RefSeq and is a predicted model, not a curated record. Gene Ontology annotation, biological process: Ras protein signal transduction. The transcript is spliced from 3 exons. Gene Ontology annotation, molecular function: GTPase activity; GTP binding; GDP binding.
AUGGUUUAUAUUUUUAUACUUGUUGGUCCAGGUGGUGUUGGUAAAUCAUGUCUGACCAUUCAAUUCAUUGCACAGCGAUUUGUAGAUGAAUACGAUCCAACACUUGAAGAUUCUUAUAGAAAGCAAACGACAGUCGACAACGAAGAGUGUCUUUUAGAUAUUUACGACACUGCUGGACAAGAAGACUUUAGUGCUGUCAGAGAUCAAUAUAUGAGAACAGGAAAUAAGUGCGAUCUUCAAGACUUUAGAGAGGUUUCGACUGCAGAUGGCGAGGAACUGGCAAGAAAGUUGAAUUGCAAAUUUUUGGAAACCAGCGCGAAAGAGAGAAUCAAUGUCUCUGAGGCUUUUCACGAACUGGUAAAAGAAGUAAAGAAAGCAAGAUCAAACAGUCAGAAUCAAACUGAUCACAGUGAAACUCAUCACAAAAAGAAGAGAUCUUGUGUAUUGCUAUAA